Zerene cesonia (dogface butterfly) is the source of this 1377-nucleotide messenger RNA. RefSeq names its product CRISP/Allergen/PR-1. The coding region runs from base 1 to 1377 and encodes 458 amino acids. Lineage: Eukaryota; Metazoa; Arthropoda; Insecta; Lepidoptera; Pieridae. The transcript has 12 exons. The record is from RefSeq and is a predicted model, not a curated record.
AUGGCGACCAGAGCUAUCCCAUAUCUGUUUCUGACGCUGACCGUAGCGGUGCUGCUAGAUGAUCAGCCGUACUGCUCGUUGCGGUAUCGCAGAUUGUGCCAGGGGAAGGGUCGUCAUGUUGCCUGUCAGUUCCCUGUUCCUGGAGCAAGUCCCUCCUGUAGCAACUAUACAAAAAUCAAGUUCACCAGUGAUUUGCGACAUUUUAUUACGCAUUACAUUAACAGGCGUAGACAGCGGAUAGCGGCGGGCAGCGAGCGGGUACGAGGCGGAGCGAUCUUGCCCAAGCCACAGGUUAUGAUGUGGGUGGAAUGGGACCGAGAGCUCGCCCACUUGGCGCAGCGGUUGGCUGACCAGUGUCAAUUCGUACAUGAUGACUGCAGAGCAACCGUUAGGUAUCCAUACGCGGGCCAGAGCGUGGGUGAGGUGCGCUGGCGUCGCUCGGGUGUUUCUGAAGAACUGACCGCACAGCGCGUCAUUAGACGUGUGUUUGACGCGUGGUGGGGGGAGAGACGACGCGUGUCACCGAAACAGAUUACUGGGCCGUUCAGAUUGGCUGCUAGAGGCAACGUGUGGGGCCACUUCAGCCAACUCGCAGUGUGGACACUGCGCGCGGUGGGGUGCGGCGCAGUUCGUCAUGGAACAACGCACACCCGGCUCUUGUUGGUCUGCGACUUCUCGCACACCAACAUGCUGGGGGAGAGGACUGUUAACCCUGGACCGCUGGCCGCCUGCCCGAUGCACACUGCGAGGAAGUUGCGGUCAACUUAUCCCCUGCUAUGCGCUCCGGUCCGACACACGCCUCCACCGGACAGUGAUGACAAGGAUGAUGAUUAUGAUGACGAUGAUGAACAGGAGGACCAGAUGCAGGAUGAUGGAAAGGCGGAAACGAGAAAACAUUUGACGUCUAAAAGAUAUCAAGCCGAAACCCGAACUACCAUAAGGGUAAUAGAUCGACUGGCGAUGGAACUCGACGGUCAGCAAUAUAGUACAAGGAGGCGAAUUCCGACAUCGAAAAAACUGUAUUUCGGCGAUGUGCGAUAUGAAUUGGAAAACAAGUUAGCGGACAAAUUGCCUCGCUUCGAAAAAGAACAUGUUCAAGACUCGGAAGGAACCCGCGUCUCUGAGACAUAUGCUGAUGUGGAUUAUACACAAAGGGUACAAGUAGCAAGACAUAAAUGGAAGCAAACGAGAUACAGACCAAUUCGGCCUGGUGCAAAUGCCCUCUUGAGUAAACCAGUGGAAAAACCUAUUGAGAGACCUACAGAGGCCAGUAACGACCGUCGGCUUGUAUCGCUAAUGAUAGAUAAAGAUGAUGUCGAUCAGCUGUUUCGAGAUACAGGCUUCAAGAUUACUAAUGUGGGAGACGCGACACAAUGA